AUGCCCGCUGAAAAACGCAACGAUUUCCUCGACGCCGGCGACAGCGACGAGGAUGGCGGCGGAUACGACUCGGAGGAAGAGAUUCGCAAGGGCGGCGCCAAGAAGCGGAAGUUGGACGACGACGACGACGACGACUUCAGCGACGGCGACGCUGACGCUGCGAGCGCCCUGGACAGCCAACACGGCGGCGAGGGCACAGAAUCAGACGGGGACUCGGGUGCUCAAGAAGCCGGUCGCCCUGCGCCAAAGAAGCAGAAGCUGCAGCCCGACGAGCUGCCGGACAUCUCCAAACCUCUGACCAGGAAGAAUCUGGUUGCAACAGAGGCCGCCGUCAAGAAGUCGGGCGUGGUCUACAUCUCCAGAGUACCGCCUUACCUAGGAAUCCAACUAACUCCCACCUUUUCCAAAGUCAUGAAACCCCAGAAGCUGCGUUCUCUCCUCGAGCCCUACGGCACUAUCAACCGCAUCUUCCUGUCCCCUGAGGACCCCACUGCCCACUCGCGCCGCGUUCGCAACGGCGGCAACAAGAAGCGCACAUACACCGACGGCUGGGUCGAGUUUGUGAAAAAGAAGGACGCAAAGAAGGCCGUGGACCUGCUGAACGCUCGUCCCAUCGGCGGCAAGAAGGGCUCUUUCUACAGGGACGACAUAUGGUCGCUCCUGUACCUCAAGGGCUUCAAGUGGAACAAUUUGACGGAGCAGAUAUCGGCCGAGGCGGCCGAGAGGACGAGCAGGAUGAGGGCCGAGAUCUCGAGGACCACCAAGGAGAACAAGGAGUUCGUCCUCAACGUCGAGAAGGCAAAGAUGGUCGAUGGGAUACAGUCCAAAGCUGCCACUAGGAAGGAGAAGGAGGGCAUCGCACGCGCCGAGCCAAAGAGCCGGCGCACCUUCGAGCAGGCCGCUGUGGCCAAGAAGAAGGGCGACAAUCUGUCAGCAGACUCGAAGCGAGUCGCCAGUAUGUUGUUUUGA
Messenger RNA from Neoarthrinium moseri, 969 nucleotides. RefSeq lists its product as uncharacterized. Gene Ontology annotation, cellular component: nucleolus. The transcript is spliced from 3 exons. NCBI's taxonomy places the organism in Eukaryota, Fungi, Ascomycota, Sordariomycetes, Amphisphaeriales, Apiosporaceae. Gene Ontology annotation, biological process: endonucleolytic cleavage in 5'-ETS of tricistronic rRNA transcript (SSU-rRNA, 5.8S rRNA, LSU-rRNA); endonucleolytic cleavage in ITS1 to separate SSU-rRNA from 5.8S rRNA and LSU-rRNA from tricistronic rRNA transcript (SSU-rRNA, 5.8S rRNA, LSU-rRNA); small-subunit processome assembly. The record is from RefSeq and is a predicted model, not a curated record. Bases 1 to 969 code for a protein of 322 amino acids. Gene Ontology annotation, molecular function: RNA binding.